Brassica rapa (field mustard) is the source of this 710-nucleotide messenger RNA. RefSeq names its product protein transport protein Sec24-like At3g07100. The record is from RefSeq and is a predicted model, not a curated record. Gene Ontology annotation, molecular function: SNARE binding; zinc ion binding. Gene Ontology annotation, cellular component: COPII vesicle coat; endoplasmic reticulum exit site. Gene Ontology annotation, biological process: COPII-coated vesicle cargo loading. Lineage: Eukaryota; Viridiplantae; Streptophyta; Magnoliopsida; Brassicales; Brassicaceae.
UAAUUAAGGAUCAUCCUAUACAGCAAAAGAUUGUUAAAGCUCUCAGAGAAUAUCGUAAUCUUCACUCGGUGCAGCAUCGGCUGGGGUCUAGAUUAAUAUACCCAGAGUCUCUGAAGUUCUUGCCAUUGUACGGAUUGGCCAUUUGUAAGUCCACACCUCUUCAUGGUGGACCAGCUGAUGCUUCACUUGACGAACGAAGUGCGGCAGGCUUCACCAUGAUGGCCCUGCCUGUCAAAAAGCUAUUGAAGCUGUUAUAUCCCAGUUUAUUCCGUGUUGACGAAUGGCUCUUAAAGCCAUCGGCAGACCAUGAUGACCUUAAGGACGUACUAAGGAGAAUGCCUCUGGCUGCAGAGAGUUUGGAUUCUAGAGGCCUUUACAUUUACGAUGAUGGGUUUCGAUUGGUGUUGUGGUUUGGUCGGAUGCUUUCACCUGACAUUGCUAAAUGUCUUCUUGGGGCUGACUUUGCAGCAGAGCUCUCAAGGGUUACACUGCAAGAGCAAGAGAAUGGGAUGUCGAAAAAGCUAAUGAGGCUGAUAAAGAAAGUGAGGGAGAAUGAUCCGUCAUAUCAUCCCAUGUGUUUGCUAGUGAGGCAAGGAGAACAACCCCGAGAAGGCUUCCUUCUCCUCAGAAAUCUCAUCGAUGACCAGAUGGGCGGUUCGACUGGUUAUGUUGAUUGGGUUGCAUUCAAAGAUUGAUCGUGGAAAAAGUGG